CUGUGCAUGUUUGCUUAACACCUACUCUCUCUGGAAAUUCGUUCACUUUCCCCAGAACCUUCAUUCUCUGUCUUAGGCUCAACAAUUCGCGAGAGAAACAGAUUGUCACUGCUCCGACCCAGGGUUUGAUGUUUGAUGAAGAGAUUGUUGAGGUUGUCCCACAUCAGUUGUGGAAGGGGCUGAUGAUGGAACGCAUGAAGAGUGACACGAGCGACAACACUUCUACUUCCCCUGGCAAUAAAAUGAAGAAACCAGGAGGCCAUAAAAAUUAUUCUAAUAAAGAUGACAAUGCGCAAAAUGAUCUUUGGACAGAUGGGCUCAUUUGUGCUUUUGAAUUCGUCCGGGGUCCAAAAAAAUCAAUUCAUUCAAGAUCUGGUUCGAAAAUCCCAUCACGAUGGCAAGUGGAUGGUGAAGAUUUCAAGAUGCAGGUGCCUGCAAAUGGAAAAGCCGAGUCUUCUUCCCCGACAAUAGAUGGGAACAAACUAUUAGAGUUGUAUUCCUUAAAAGAACUCAGAAGCAAUGAGACUUCUUCUUUUGAUGACUACAAAUAUGUUCAGACCCAUCAAUCAAGCCAAUGCCAGGGUAUAGAAAGACUUGAAGGUAGUCAUUGGGUACCAAUUGGCUGGGCUAGAAUUUCAGAACUUGUUAAAGAUGUGCAAGUGGAUGCUGAACUGUCCUUGCCGGAGUUUGAGUCCAUAGAUGAUGACCUAACUGUUGCGGAUCUAGCAGCUCCCUAUUGGGAACGUCCAGUAGGGCCCACAUGGUGGUGCCAUGUGUGUGCAGAUCACCCCUCGGUUCAGGCAUGGCUCAGCAAUUCUCAGCUGUUACAUCCGGCUGUAAGUUUAGCUCUAAGAGAUGAAAGUCUCCUAAUUAGCGACAGGAUGAAACACCUUUUGUAUGAGGUCCCAGUUAGAGUUGCUGGGGGGCUGUUAUUCGAGCUCUUGGGACAAUCAGUUGGUGUUCCUUUUGUUGAUGAGGAUGACAUCCCCAUUGUUCUUCGGUCUUGGCAAGCACAAAACUUCCUAAUAACAGCAUUGCACUUAAAGGGAAAUGUUUCCAAAACAAAUGUGUUGGGUAUCACAGAAGUUCAGGAGCUGCUUUCUUCUGGAGGUUAUAAUACACCAAGAACAGUGCAUGAAGUCAUUGCACAUUUGGCUUGCCGCCUUACUCAAUGGGAUGAUAGGCUAUUUCGUAAAGACAUAUUUGGGGCAGCAGACGAGAUUGAAUUGAAGUUCAUGAACAGGAGAAACCAAGAAGAUGUGCAACUCUUUAGUGUAAUUCUCAACCAAGAAAUCAGAAAGUUAUCGAGACAGGUGAUCAGAGUGAAGUGGUCACUUCAUGCAAGAGAAGAGAUUGUGUUUGAACUUCUCCAACAUUUUAGAGGAAAUGUGGCAAGAAGCUUGUUAGAGGGAAUAAGAAAAAGUACAAGAGAAAUGAUUGAGGAUCAAGAAGCCGUUCGUGGCCGCCUGUUUACCAUUCAAGAUGUGAUGCAAAGUACUGUUCGUGCAUGGCUGCAGGAUAAAAGCCUUCGAGUAACCCAUAAUCUUGCUGUUUUUGGGGGCUGUGGCCUUAUUCUUUCUAUCAUCACUGGGCUAUUCGGGAUCAAUGUUGACGGAAUCCCUGGAUCAGAGAGUACACCAUAUGCAUUUGGUUUAUUUGCAGCGAUCCUCUUCUUCUUGGGAUUUCUACUGAUUGUAGUUGGACUGGUUUAUCUUGGGUUGAAGAGGCCUAUUAAGGGGGAGCAGGUUGAAGUCAGGAUAUUGGAGCUUGAAGAGUUGGUUAAGAUGUUCCAGCAUGAGGCAGAGACUCAUGCCCAAGUUCGUACAAGAUUUUCUCGGAAUAACUUGCCCCCAACUGCUGGUGACGCAUUAGAUGAUGUGUAUUAUCUUCCCAUACAUUGACUAUAUGCUUGUUCUAUACAUUCUGCACCAUUGGGCAGUGGCCAGGCUCCUGACCCAGAAAAAAAAAGAGUGAUUCAUCUUGCUGGUUGUACUACUAAUUUUUGCAAGUUAGACUGGUUUAGAAAAGAUAGUGAAGGAUCAUGGAGAAGACGAUGGAUGUGAUACCCGAAUGUUAGAAUGUAAUCUUUAACGACUACUAAGAGAAUUUGUAAUUUGUAUUUAAGACUUGAAACUAU
Carya illinoinensis is the source of this 2137-nucleotide messenger RNA. RefSeq lists its product as uncharacterized. Gene Ontology annotation, cellular component: membrane. Lineage: Eukaryota; Viridiplantae; Streptophyta; Magnoliopsida; Fagales; Juglandaceae. The transcript is spliced from 9 exons. The record is from RefSeq and is a predicted model, not a curated record. Gene Ontology annotation, biological process: metal ion transport; transmembrane transport. Bases 129 to 1901 code for a protein of 590 amino acids. Gene Ontology annotation, molecular function: metal ion transmembrane transporter activity.